Messenger RNA from Halichondria panicea, 2512 nucleotides. RefSeq lists its product as uncharacterized. NCBI's taxonomy places the organism in Eukaryota, Metazoa, Porifera, Demospongiae, Suberitida, Halichondriidae. The record is from RefSeq and is a predicted model, not a curated record. The transcript has 20 exons. The coding region runs from base 209 to 2383 and encodes 724 amino acids.
GCUCAGCAUUGCAGAGAUUCUUUGUUCAAGGUGUUGAAAGCAUGGAACACUGCAAGCAAAGUCAGUUCAACCACUGUUCACGCUUCAACCGCUGCUCUCUUUCUCUCUCUCCCUCUCCUGUGACUGCUGCCAGCGAGUCCUUCACAAAGAGACCUGUCAGGAUUGUGUGCUCAUCUUGCAGUGGUGUUGAGGCUGAUCAGUCUGCGGUAUGGGUUGUUCUGCCUCCAGGCCCUCCAUUGCAGUGCAACCACUCGACGACACUGGAGCUCAACAAGAUCCUGCUGAUGCUGACAGGGCUGCUGAUGUACCCUCCCAACAGCCACCCAACAUGCAAGUGUUCAUCGGGAAUCGAUUCCCAGCUCGGCAAGAAAGCUACACUAGUGCUAUCAUGUUCAGACGUCCCCAACACAUCCCAGACAUGUUCUUCAGUGAUAGUUUCAGCCUUUCUGCAGCACAACCACCAGACACUGGAGCAGCUCAACAAGGGACGGACCAGUCUUCCUCUGAUGUCCCCUCCUCACAAAAUGUACCCAGCAUCUGCGCCAGUGUUACUUCCCCCCCACGCAGGUUCUCCACUGCAGUACAUCCACUCAACACUGGAGCUCAUCUAGCACAACCACCAGACACUGGAGCUCAACAAGGUAGACCAGUAUCUGACCCAGAGGAGGAGGACACUGCUCAACAAGGUAGACCAGUAUCAGACCCAGAGGAGGAGGACACUGCUCAACAAGGUAGACCAGUAUCAGACCCAGAGGAGGAGGACACUGCUCAACAAGGGACGGACCAGUCUUCCUCUGAUGUCCCCUCCUCAUCUCCUUCCAAGAAUGUACCCAGCAUCUGCGCCAGUGUUACUUCCCCCCCACGCAGGUUCUCCACUGCAGUACAUCCACUCAACACUGGAGCUCAACAAGGUGCUGGCAGACCUUCCCAACAGCUUACUGUACCCAAUGUUUUCUUCAGAGGUGGCUAUCCCUCCACUCCAGCACAACCACCCGACACUGGAGCUCAACAAGGGACGGACCAGUCCUCCUCUGAUGUUCCCCCUCCUCCUUCCCACAAUAUACCCAGCAUUGUCAUCAGUGAGAGUUCCUCCGAUGUCCCUCCAUCCUUUUACUCCAAAGAGCUAGAAGAGUUGAUACUGAGGAUGUUUGCUGAUACCGCUCUCCGCUCUCCCAAGCACAGAUCCAGGAGUGCCUGCACUGAAGAUGCUGAUGACGGGGCCUCUUAUCCUUGGCCUUCACAAAAUGUAACCAGUAUUUUCAUCAGUGAUGGUUCUCCCGCUGUUGCAAAACGACCACUCAGCACUAGAGCUCAACAAGGUACUGAUGAGCGGGCAGAUAGUCCUUUAACACUUUCCCAAAAGGCCACUAACUUGUUGCUAAUGAUGCGUCAGAUGUUAACCCGUCGUAAUGCAGUACAGCCACUCGACCUUGACCUUGAUAAUCAACCGGGUGUGGAUGAUGACAAUAUUUCAUCUUUCCUCGACUUGUCCCCUUCUGAACAAGCCACUGCAGUGAUGCAUGAUUUAUUCUUCAGUGCUGAAACUCCAUCCAUGGUUCAACUAUCACCUCUCCUAUGUGGAGGUCAACCAGAUACUGAGACUGAUGAUGUCUUCUCAGCCAGUGGAGAGGAACCCAACGCCCACCCGAUGCUCAUCAGAGCUCAACAAAUUGCAGGGACACCUGCUGAGUACUCCCCACGGGAUAUCCCCCACUCCUAUUUCAUGAAGAGGAGGAAUGCUACCACCAUCACUCACCAAGAGCUCAUCCAGGAUAUACUGGCUCUAAUACAAGUGGAUGGAGCCAGGAAGAAGGUGUCACUCAAAGGACCAAUAGCCAGUGUUCUUCCCCCCGAAAAACCUUCAAGCACAAAACGUCCCAAACAAAGAGAUCCUGAAAUAAAUAUGCAGCUGCCUGUGUAUCGGUCCAUACCAAAGCCAUUGAAUCCCAGGCCAAAGUAUCGCAAACCACCACCAAAACGAAAAAAUCAACAAAAGCGUUUGUUACCUACUGAUGCUCAGAAGGAGUUCUUUAAAAUGCUAGAAAAGAAAAUCAAUGAAGGACCCGACUGUGACCCAACAAAAGAUAAGGAUGAGAAUAAGGAUGACAAAGAUGAUGACAAAGAUGAGGACGACCAAGAUGAGGACAGUAUGCAGCUGCGGUCUAUACCAAAGCCAUUGAAUCCCAGGCCAAAGUAUCGCAAACCACCACCGAAACGAAAAAAUCAACAAAAGCGUUUGUUACCUACUGAUUCUCAGAAGGAGUUCUUUAAAAUGCUAGAAAAGAAAAUCAAUGAAGGACCCGACUGUGACCCAACAAAAGAUAAUAAGGAUGACAAAAAUGAGGACGACCAAGAUGAUGGAGAGAUUCGUGUGAUAGGGUGAAUCACCUCCGGCUAUGGACUGACUGUAUCGUUACUAGGCAACAAUUCAAUUCAUUUUGAUUUCAUCUCUAUUUCUUUCUAAAUUUUAAACAAUUAAUUAAUUGCUUCUCAAAAUUAAUUUCAACAUUCA